AUACCACGGUCUCUACAGAAAUUUCUCACAUAUAUACAUAUUCUGAUCCCAAAUCUUGUGUCUGAGAAUAUAUAUAUAUACUAUAAAUUUUUGAAAAAACGCAAGCUUAAUAAUAUUAAUUACUAUGUCGACGGCGGCAAUGAGUUCAUCAUCAACAUCAUCAGUUGUUUCUCUUUGUUAUUACGAUUCCGGUGUCGUUGGUCGUCGUCGGAGAUCUUACCUUCCUCCGCCGCCGCCGCCUUCAACUUCAAACCUUCGUCCCUCGUCUACUCAUCUCCUCAUCAAGCACACUACUCAUUAUUAUUCUCUCCUCAAAAAUACAAACAGGAAUAUGUCUGUGAAGAACAAUAUUUUGGCUGACUUAUUACCUCAACUUCCUUCUGAUAAUAAUUCAGAUCUUGGUUCCUGGAAAAUAUGGCUUAUGGGAAUGAUUGUAUCAGUCAUUAUACCGUUUUGGAAGAACAAAUGGGGACCUUUGCAAAAACUUCAAAAAGAAGUAGAGACAGUGGUGGAUUCAGCACAAGAAGUAACAAAUAUGGUGGAAGAGAUGGCAAAGAAAGUAGAAGAAGUAGCAGAUGAACUGGGCGAUCGUCUUCCUGAGGGUGGAAAGCUUAAACAAGCUGCUUUAUUUGUUGAAGAUUUCGCCAAAGGAACUAUUCAUAAUGCCGAUCUCAUCGAAGAUGUUCUUGAAAAGGUGGAGGAAGUAGAGAAUAAGGUUGAGGACUUUCUUGAAGACCAAAUCAAUAACAAAGAGGAAGACAAAACUGAUGAGAAGAAGACUCAAACAAUGAAAUCUCCCUCUAGCUAGCUGUCUGUCUGUUUUUUGUUUUUAAAUUGAUGAGACAAUGUAGUUAUUAUUCUACGUUAAUUAUUGAGGAGUGUUUGUAAUUAAGUACCUAAGCUCCAUGUUUUUAUUUGACUAUGUAUUGUAGUACUAUAUAUAUUAUUACGUUUAUUACAAUUAAUUUCUCAAA
Molecule: messenger RNA, 974 nt
Organism: Humulus lupulus (European hop)
Lineage: Eukaryota; Viridiplantae; Streptophyta; Magnoliopsida; Rosales; Cannabaceae
Exons: 5
Coding region: 125-808 (227 amino acids)
Source: RefSeq, a predicted model, not a curated record